This is a messenger RNA of Dictyostelium discoideum AX4, 1410 nucleotides long. RefSeq lists its product as hypothetical. Lineage: Eukaryota; Evosea; Eumycetozoa; Dictyosteliales; Dictyosteliaceae. Gene Ontology annotation, molecular function: metal ion binding. The record is from RefSeq and is a predicted model, not a curated record. The coding region runs from base 1 to 1410 and encodes 469 amino acids. The transcript has 2 exons.
AUGGAGGCAAAUAGUAAUGGUGGUGGAAGUAGUAAUUCAUUUUUAGAUUUGAAAAAAGAAGGAAAUAGUUCAAAUGGUGGCGAAAAAGUAUUUGUUACAAUCGGACAACAUAAACUUGAUUUAAAAAUGAAAAGUGCUAGAACUUCAAAUAUUCCAGAUUUACAAGAUAUAUCAAUUGAGCAUCAACCACCACCUCCACCUUGUCCAUAUGAUCAUUUAGUUUUAGUUGUCCAUGGUAUUGGUAAACAUGAUUCAGGAUAUUUUGAAAUGAUUGAAAAAUUAAAUAAAAAAUUUGAUAAAAUGUUUGCAUAUGGUAGUAAUUGUGGUAUGAAAAGAGUUAAAUUUAUUGCAAUUGAAUGGCAUUCAGUUAUUAGAGAAGAUUUAGGUACAAUUAUACAAGAUGUAACACCAGCAUCAACACAUGCAAAAUCAUUACCAAAAGCAAUUAGAGCAGCAAUUGAUGAUAGUUUUAUGGAUUAUGUUUUAUUUAAUGAUUUUGAAUUUUCAAAGAAAAUCUAUACCGAAGUUACAGAUCAAUUAAAUAAUCAAUAUAUGGAAUUCUUAAAAACUUAUCCAGCAUUCGAUGGAAAAGUAUCAUUAUAUUCCCACAGUUUAGGUUCACUCAUUUGUUAUGACAUUUUAACUAAUCAACCAACCGAUGCAUUAUGUCAAUCAGAUGAUCAAAGACAAUUUGUAAAAGAUGGUGAUAGUAAUAUAGCAAGUUGGAAAAAAUUUAGAGCAUCUCAAUUACAUCAAGAGAAAUUACAACAUUUGGAUGUAAAUCCAAUAAAAAGAGAAUUCAAACAUCCACAUAGCUCAACUUUCUUACCAUUGGUUUUUCAAACUUAUAAUUUAUUUACAACUGGUUCUCCAAUUGGUAUAAUUUGUGGUUUACGUCGUUAUAAUCAUUUUCCAAUUCCUUCAGUUAUUAAUUGGUUUAACAUUUACAAUAUUUGUGAUCCAGUAGCUUAUUUAAUUGAACCAUUAAUUGAUAAAUCUUUUAAACAACUUCCAACUUAUUUCCUCCCAAAAUUUAGAACUGGUUCAAAAAAAAAAAGUAAUAAUAAUGGUGAUUCCUCUUCAGAAGAUGAGUUGGAAAGUUUAUUUAUAAAUAAAAGAGCUUCUUCAACUUUAACUGAUGAGGUUAAUGGUAAUAAUUAUAAUAGUAAUAAUAGUAAUGUAGAUCAACCACCACCACAACAACAACAACAACAAUCUCAACAAUCUCAACAACAACCACAAAAUCCAGACUCUUCAAAAGAUGAAAAACCAUUUUCAAACUAUAGAUUCGAUUAUGCAAUUAAACCUACUGGUAUUCAUAUUUCUGAAUAUUCACCUUUAUUAACUGCUCAUUCUGAUUAUUGGAUGGCCGGUAAUGUUUUAUAUUUCAUCGGUAAUAGUUUAAAAUAA